AUCGCACGAAAAUGGUGAGUGAUUGUCGUAUUUGUGGUAGUCCUGCGAAUACUUUGUUAUUUGAUCCGAUUCUGGGGACAGAUCAAUCGCUCGCAGAUAUCCUGCAGGAUUUCGCGGAUGUAUCGCUUGCUAGAAAUGAUGGAAAAUCAGACAAAAUCUGCACUGGUUGUACAUCUGCCUUGCAAAAUAGUGUGGCGUUUCGUAACAAAAUUAGGGAAUCGAUAUUACGAUCUAAUGGAAAUGAACACAACAUCACUAACGAAAUUUCCAUUAAGAAUGAACCGGUUCUGGAAGGCGAAGAGGAUUUCGUGUAUGAAUACUUGGAAGAAAGCACGUUAGGUUCCAGUUAUACAGAUAACGAAGAAGAUAAACUAUCGGUGAGUGUUAUAUUUAUGAAGGAUGACAUGGAUAAACUAGGAUUGGCGAUUGAAGAUGGUUCGAAGGAAGAGGACGCAGAUGUUAGAAAAUUCCCUUUUAAAGUACCCCCAGCAAAUCUAAUUGCUCAAAGAAUUAAAUUUGACAAUUUUGAGUAUCUAGAAAUCGAUGGUGACCGUUGCUGUGGCUGUAACUUUAUCGCAGAGAGUCGUGACGAUUUGAUUAAACACUCGAAGGAAGAGCAUUCGCAUGCUUACUAUCCGGAUAAUAGCUACACGUGCCCGACCUGCUAUCACAAGUUUGCUACUUCUGAAAAAUUGGCAAAACACAUCGAAUAUUAUUCGUUCUGUGAUAUUUUUCUGUGUUCUUUUUGUAACGAAUCUUUCGUUCAAAAAGGUCAUCUUAAAAACCACAUCAAAAAACAUAACGAAGAAAUAGAAAAGUCGGCAAAGCCGAAGGUAACCAGGAUAAGAUCUAGAAAGAGGAGCACGGCCCCUGUUCCAUCAAUGCAUAACUGUUGUUUUGUACGAUGUUGGGCUACUUUCCAAACCGAGGAGCUUUUGAUGGAACAUGUGCAAACUUUACACGAAUGCAAACGCCGUGAAAAUGAAUUAUCUAGACCAGCCGAUAGCGGCACUGAAAUGGUUUGUUCCGUUUGCCAGAGGUUAUUUGAAAGUAAAGAUAAACUUCUCUAUCAUCAAGCGUACAAGCAAAACAGAGAUGAGCUCAGCUGUGAACAUUGUGAUCGUAGAUUCUUUCGCAUUACGCACUUAACAAAUCAUCUGCAAAGGGAGCACAAUCAACAGUCUCCGGAACAUAAGUGUGAAAUCUGUGGGAAAGCUUUCCUCAAGCUGGGCGUACUUAAAAACCACCGGAAAAUUCACGAUCCCUUUGAAGCGGUUCCUUGCAUAGAACCCACUUGUCAGUUUGUUUUUCGUGACGAAGCAUUGAUGAAACGCCAUGUACGAAAUGUGCACUCAAGUGUAAUGGCGUGGGAGUGCAAGUUUUGUCCGAAAAAGGUUCGCACCAAAGAAGCACUGGAUUUGCACGAACGGUGCCACACCGGCGAGAAACCUUUUCCCUGUCGGGAAGGUUGUGAUCGUCGGUUUGCACAUGCUACGGAUAGAGCAAGGCACGAGCGAGCUAAGCAUACGGGCAUAAAACCACACCGCUGUGAGCUGUGCCCGGCGGCAUUCGUCCGUCGGCGGGAAUUGGCUGCACACUGUCAAAAGAAACAUUCCACUGCCGAAGGAAAUUGCCUACCUACUUUUCAGAAAAAAAUGGAUCGCUACUGUCGAAUUUGUAGGUCCAUCAAUCCGGAUCAAUGUGUAUCGAUUUACGAGGAACACGAAGGAGAAAUUAUUGCCAAUAUGAUCACCGACUGUGCGGAUAUUUUGGUGAGCGAUGAAGACGAUUUACCGGAAAAGAUUUGUAACGAUUGUCUAGGCCAGCUGACCAAAGCAUAUUCGCUGAGACAACUCAUCCGUGAGUCCGAUGCGGUUCUACGAGAGCUGAAAGUUAAACAAGAAUCAGAUCCCUUGUCGCUGGAAUUGCCAACAGAUAUACACCAAUUGCCACCAGAACCUGGAAGCUCGAAAAAAAUAAGCUACCCCGACUUAGAUCAGAUAGAAAGCGUAGAAAAUUUUCCUUUCUACACAGAAAUCACUCUUAAAGGUAUGCGAUGCUGUGCAUGCGAAGAAGUAUUUUCUGAUAAGGAUGAAUUGUAUAAUCACAGCCAGGUAUGGCAUCCGCGUUCCAGCGAGCGGGAGCUGGCAUGUUUUGAGUGUGCGAUUUGCCACGAAACAUUUCAAACGCGGUUCAAAUUAUUGAGUCAUAACAAACGCUAUGAAUCAACUAAGAUAUAUAAUUGUACGGUUUGCGAAGUGUUAUUUGAUGCCCAGUAUCGCCUCGUACAGCACCAAAAAACUAACAAAAUGCAUAAAAGCUUGAUUGAAGGGACGCAUGUGGAGUUUUUGGAAGGGGCUUUGGAUGAAAUACUAGGGAGAGAUAAAAACCGCAGCAGGAAAAGGGUGACCAAGUCUUUGGAGUAUCCCAGUGAUGAAUUUAUUCUAGAUAUAGUGGAAAAUGAUGUGUUUGAACUUAUCUAUGUUGGAGGAGAACGUUGUUGCGGCUGUAAUACAAUUUUUCCAAUUUACGAUGAAUUGGUAAAGCACUGUUCUGAAAAGCAUCCCAUCAAGAAAGCUGCUGAAAAUCAGUUUCAGUGUGAACUAUGCUACGGAAUAUUUGAUUCCAUACAGGCUUUCAGUAGACACAACUCAGCUAGAACUCGCAAAGAGUUGUAUUACUGUAAAUUGUGUGAUAUAUUUACUGAUGAAAGAUUUCGUUUCGAGCAGCAUCUUAAGCUCAAUGGAAACCACCAGGGGCUAUUGGAAAAAAGUGGAUUCGAAAGAAUUGAAUUACCAGAGGAAAAACCGACAGCAGUCCUUCGUGCAGUUGAACAAUAUAUAGAGACAGAUAUUGUUGCAGGGAUUCGUUGCUGUGGAUGUGGCUUUGAAUGCUCUAGCGAAGAAUCGCUAAGAAUACAUGCAAACAGCAAUCAUAGAGGUGAAAACAUCUAUGAGGACACGAAAAACGUAUUUAAAUGUGAAAUGUGUCACAUUGGCUUCCCUAAGCAAGCUUAUUUGACCUACCACAAAAACCGCGCACUUCAAAAGUUGAGAUACAGUUGCCAAAUUUGUGACUACCAGUCGGAAAUAAAACAUAGAAUAGUUGAACAUUUAAUCGGCCCAAUCCACGAGCUUAAUUUGGAAAAUUCGGUUAACAAACGACCAAAAAAGGUUGCGACCGAAGAAUCAAUAUCUAACAACUAUGGUUGUUGCUUCUAUAAAUGUACGCUCACAUUUGAAGAUUCCAAUGCUCUUUUGGCUCACGUUGAGGAACUACAUAGUGCCAAAAGACGAGAAAAUGCCGAAGAACGUGACCCUAGUGGAGCUUUUAUCUGUUACAUCUGUCACAGAAGCUUCCGCAAUGAAAGAUCACUACAAGUACAUCAAUUUCCUCGGAAAAAUGCCGAUAAGCCCGAGUACGAAUGUCAGUUCUGUGGGGCCGUUUUUGCCACACAAGUUACUUUAAUUUCGCAUGAGAAAGCGCACACUGGCGUUAAAGAAUUCGAUUGCGAUCACUGUGGCAAAUCAUUCUAUGAUGAACGAAUGCUUCGCGUCCAUAAAGUUUGCCAUAAAGAGGAUCGUCCCUAUGCGUGUGAUGUGUGUCCUAAAAAAUUCCAUCGCCGAGGAGGUUUGCGAGUCCAUCGGCGCACCCACGGUGACAAAAUUUGGGAAUGUUCAGUGUGUCCAAGCAAGUUCAAAACUAGCGCGGCGCUGAAAAUUCAUUGUAGAAAACAUACCGGUGAACGACCGUAUCAGUGCCAGUACUGCGACAACCGGUACGCCCAUGUUUCUGAUAAGCGACGUCACGAGAUGGCAGCACAUACUAAAGAGAAACCCCAUAAAUGCGACAAAUGUUCUAUGGCUUUUGUACGUAAGCAACAGCUUACGGUUCAUGCUCGUGUACAUACUGGAGAAAAACCGUUUGUCUGUGAAGUUUGUGGAAAAGAUUUCUCCCAGCCAAUUUCUUUAAAAAAUCAUAUGAAAGUGCACGGAUCGCAAGGUGUAUCUCAGAGUGGUGAUGCAAAUGCUACGGAAGAGACCGAUUAUUCGAUUGAAAGGGAUAAUCAAGCAGGCGAAGAAUCGUACGAAGAUAUGGAGGUGAUCAAGGAAGAAUAUCUGGAAGAAGAUGAUGACCCCGAACAGUCAACUGUAGAGUAAUGUAAGUCGAUUUUUAUUUCUUUGCACAAUUUCCCCCUAAUAAAUAUAGU
Messenger RNA from Uranotaenia lowii, 4210 nucleotides. Its product is annotated as zinc finger protein 91-like. The record is from RefSeq and is a predicted model, not a curated record. Gene Ontology annotation, cellular component: nucleus. Gene Ontology annotation, molecular function: zinc ion binding. NCBI's taxonomy places the organism in Eukaryota, Metazoa, Arthropoda, Insecta, Diptera, Culicidae. The transcript is spliced from 6 exons. Bases 12 to 4160 code for a protein of 1382 amino acids.